AUGGCGUCCAAGUCCGGCGAGCUGCGCGUUACGCUGCUGGGCCUGGCCCUGCUGGGUCUACUGCUGCUGAGCCACUACGCGGCUCCCGCCGACGCCACUGAGAACGCCGGCGCAGGCGCCGGCACCGGCAUGCGCAAGAACAGCUUCAGCUUUAACAACGCCGGCGGCCGCACGCUCACCAGCUUCAGCAUGAACCACGACUCCGAGGAACACCGGGCCGGCCAUGCCGGCGGCGGCCACUGAUCGGACCCAACG
Phragmites australis (common reed) is the source of this 255-nucleotide messenger RNA. RefSeq lists its product as uncharacterized. The record is from RefSeq and is a predicted model, not a curated record. The transcript has a single exon. Bases 1 to 243 code for a protein of 80 amino acids. Lineage: Eukaryota; Viridiplantae; Streptophyta; Magnoliopsida; Poales; Poaceae.